CGAAUAUGGCCACAGAGCUGCCACAGUAGCCUGUAGGCAAUCGCUUGUGGGCGCUUAAAGACAAAAGGCACUAUCAAUCACGUGUGCUACAGACAAACCUCAGCUCCCCCAUUGUGCGCCGAGUUUGAACAGAAUUAAAGACGAUGGGCGUUACGGAAGACUUUCAAACCUCCCCCUCACACUACCAGUUCCCUGCAUUGUCAGCAUGCUCGAUACCCCUUAUCCCGUAUACCCCGUAUUCGCUUUCCUCGGGUUCAUCGUAGGGCUCAUCCCGCUACGAUGGCACUUACAAGCCUGGAACGCUGGAACUUGCGCGUACAUGCUAUGGGCUUCCCUCGCAUGUCUCGUUGAAUUCGUCGACGCUGUCGUCUGGCACGGGACAGCUGAGAACAUCGCACCUAUAUGGUGCGACAUAUCCACCAAAUUCCUCAUCGGCGCAGGUGUUGGAAUACCCGCUGCCUCACUGUGUAUCAACAGGCGACUGUACAAGAUCACAUCAGUUCAAAGUACUACGACCACAUACGAAGAGAAACGCCGGCAAAUGUACUCGGAUCUUGCAAUCUCUCUGGGUAUCCCAGUACUAGUUAUGGUUCUCCACUACGUUGUGCAAGGGCACAGAUUCAACGUUCUGGAGAAUGUUGGCUGCUUACCUGACAUAUUCAAUACGCCUCUAGCUUACCCGCUGGUCUUCAUAUGGCCAGUACUCCUGGGCUGCAUAUCCUUCGUUUACGCCUCACUCACACUUCGCGGCUUCUGGAUACGCCGCAUGCAAUUCAGCGAGCUGCUCUCCAACAACAAGGCCAUGACCAGCAGCCGCUACUUCCGACUGAUGCUUUUGUCUUGCGCUGAGAUGUGCUGCACGAUCCCACUCGGCGCAUACAGCAUCUACAUCAACACCGACGGUGUCGAGCUCUCGCCCUGGGUCUCGUGGUCCAAUGCGCACUUCGGAUUCUCUCGGGUUGUGAUGGUACCCGCCGUCGACUGGACCAGUGACAAGCCGUAUCUGAUCUCCGUUGAGAUGGGUCGCUGGAUAUACCCCUUCUCUGCGUUCCUGUUCUUCGCCCUGUUCGGUUUUGCGGAAGAGGCAAGACGAAACUAUAGGGAUGCGCUCCGUGCGGUCGCGAUGCGCUUUGGUGUCCUCCCUUCGACAAAGACAUCUGCCCUCAGGUCAUUCCGCAUCGGGUCGAGGAAACAGGAUACACUUGACUCUUCGUCACCCACCGAGACCCUUCCUCCAUACAGUCCAAGGGGAAAACGUCCUCAACGGCCGAAGUCCUUCUCGUCGUCCUUCCUGGACAGCGUCAUCGAAAUCGACAUCGACUAUGACAUCGAGAAGGCCGCUGAGUCUCUCACCUCAACCACCGUCUACGGCACCGACAAGCCCGCCGACUCUCCCGCCGCUACAUCCGCCACCAUGACCUUCCCCGAAUCCGCGAUGACCGCCACACCAAAGGCGCCGUCUGGGAGGUUCAAGUUCGCCGCCGCGCCUCCCCUAUCACCCGAGACGCCCUCCUAUCCCCUGACCGUGUCCACUGCCGUCCCGCGGUACCACAAACCGUUCGCAUCGAUCGGCGACCCGGCCUCGCCUUCGACGAUAGCGGCGAAGAGCGCCGCGAUACAAGUCACGAUGCACCGGGAGGUGACCGAGGUCGCCGAGUCCUCUUGA
Messenger RNA from Fomitopsis serialis, 1666 nucleotides. Its product is annotated as putative fungal pheromone GPCR, STE3-type. Gene Ontology annotation, molecular function: mating-type alpha-factor pheromone receptor activity. The transcript has 7 exons. The coding region runs from base 206 to 1666 and encodes 486 amino acids. Gene Ontology annotation, cellular component: membrane. The record is from RefSeq and is a predicted model, not a curated record. NCBI's taxonomy places the organism in Eukaryota, Fungi, Basidiomycota, Agaricomycetes, Polyporales, Fomitopsidaceae. Gene Ontology annotation, biological process: G protein-coupled receptor signaling pathway.